AUGAGGUCUACAUGGAUCAUGUUCUUUGUAUUGUGUUCAUUCACUGCAAUGUUUGUCGACGCUAGGAUAAAAGUGUCGAUUUCUGAACCGGAGUUUGAUCACAAAAUGUGGCCUCAUGCUAGAAGGAAUCUCAUCGAUAACUCGAUGUCAAUCACUCCUCAAAUGGGUUUUAAUACAUGGAAUCGAUUUCAAUGUAAUGUGAAUGAGACACUUAUCAAAGAAACAGCCGAUGCAUUAGUGUCCUCAGGACUUUCAAAACUCGGCUAUAAAUAUGUCAACAUCGAUGAUUGUUGGGCUGAACAAAGAAGAGAUCAAGAGGGUUACUUGGUUCCUAAAGGUAUAAAAUUUCCUUCUGGAAUGAAAUCAUUGGCCGACUAUAUACACAGUAAAGGAUUGAAGUUGGGAAUAUACUCUAGUGCUGGAACUUUUACAUGUAGCAAACAAAUGCCUGGAUCUCUUGGAUAUGAAGAAAAUGAUGCUUAUUCAUUUGCUCAAUGGGGAAUUGAUUAUGUGAAGUAUGAUAAUUGUUAUACUGAUGGAACAACAGCAAGAGAAAGGUACCCUAUUAUGUCUAGAGCUUUAUUGGAUUCUGGAAGAUCAAUAUUUUUCUCAUUAUGUGAAUGGGGACAAGAAGAUGUACCAACUUGGGGUCAUCCUCUUGGAAAUAGCUGGAGAACCACAAGUGAUAUCAGAGAUUCUUUUGAUAGUGUUAUUGCUAAUGCUGAUUCAAAUGAUCAAUGGGCUGCAUAUGCUGGACCAGGAGGGUGGAAUGAUCCUGAUAUGUUAGAGGUUGGAAAUGGAAAUAUGACAACAGCAGAAUAUAGAUCCCAUUAUAGUAUUUGGGCUAUGGCAAAGGCUCCUCUUAUCAUCGGUUGUGAUAUCCGAUCAAUGACCAAAGAUACAAAAACAUUGUUGAGCAAUACAGAAGUUAUUGCAGUCAAUCAAGAUAAACUUGGUGUACAAGGUAGAAAGAUGGUACAAAAUGGAGAUUUAGAGGUUUGGGCUGGACCUAUAAGUCACAAAAGAUAUGUUGUUGUCUUGUGGAAUAGAGGAUCGAAAAAAGAUACAAUUACUGCAUAUUGGUCUGAUAUUGGUAUUCGACCAAAGACGACAGUACAAGCACGAGAUUUAUGGGAGCACACGACAACAGUUAUGAAGGAUUUUAUAAAAGCCGAAGUUGAUUCCCACGACGUGAAAAUGUAUGUUCUCACGCCUCAGAAGAAUUGA
Messenger RNA from Impatiens glandulifera, 1227 nucleotides. Its product is annotated as alpha-galactosidase-like. Bases 1 to 1227 code for a protein of 408 amino acids. The transcript has 15 exons. Gene Ontology annotation, molecular function: hydrolase activity, hydrolyzing O-glycosyl compounds. Gene Ontology annotation, biological process: carbohydrate metabolic process. Lineage: Eukaryota; Viridiplantae; Streptophyta; Magnoliopsida; Ericales; Balsaminaceae. The record is from RefSeq and is a predicted model, not a curated record.